AAUACACACUCCUAGGAGGCUACGUAACCUUCGACGGAGGAGUCCAUAAAACUCACAUUUUCUUUUUCUCAAAAGAACAACGAACAGCUCUAAUAUUUUUUACAAUAAUUCUUCAGAGCUGUUCAAGUUCAACAACAAUUUGAUUUAGAGAAGACAAAACAAAUAUUAAUCAUAGUAACGAAAAACACAAACAAUUAUGUCGUACGGAUACGACGAUGAAUCCAGGAGGAAGAGGAGGUAUGUUGUUAUCACCAUCUCCUCUGUUCUUCUGAUCUCGAUGGUGGUCGCGGUUACCGUUGGUGUCAGCCUCAAUAAGAAUGACGGUGACUCCGAAGGUAAAGGAGAGAUAACGGCUUCCGUCAAGGCUGUCAAGGAUGUUUGUGCACCAACUGAUUACAGAAAGACUUGUGAAGACACUCUGAUUAAGAACGGGAAGAACACAACCGACCCGAUGGAGUUGAUUAAGACUGCGUUUACUGUUACGAUGAAGCAGAUCACGGACGCAGCUAAGAAGUCGCAGACGAUGAUGGAGCUUCAGAAGGAUCCGAGGACAAGGAUGGCGCUUGAUCAGUGCAAAGAGCUUAUGGAUUACGCGUUGGGCGAGCUAAGUAACUCUUUCGAGGAGCUUGGAAAAUUUGAGUUUCACUUGCUCGACGAAGCUUUGAUCAAUCUUAGGAUUUGGCUCAGCGCGGCGAUCAGCCACGAGGAGACUUGUCUUGAAGGGUUUCAAGGAACACAAGGGAAUGCAGGAGAGACAAUGAAGAAAGCGUUGAAGACCGCAAUCGAGUUGACCCACAACGGGCUAGCGAUCAUCAGCGAAUUGUCGAAUUUCGUGGGCCAAAUGCAGAUUCCGGAGUUGCACAGCCGUCGGCUUUUGGCCGAAGGUUUCCCUUCGUGGGUAGACCAGCGUGGGCGUAAACUCUUACAAGCUGCUGCCGUAUAUUCCGAUGCGAAGCCUGAUAUCGUGGUUGCCCAGGACGGGAGCGGUCAAUACAAGACGAUCAAUGAAGCGUUGCAGUUUGUCCCCAAGAAGAAGAACACAACUUUCGUGAUUCACAUUAAGGCUGGACUCUACAAGGAGUAUGUUCAGGUUAACAAGAGCAUGACUCAUCUCGUGUUCAUUGGUGAUGGUCCCGACAAAACCAUCAUUUCCGGAAACAAGAAUUACAAGGAUGGUAUCACCACCUACCGUACCGCCACUGUCGCCAUUGUUGGAAACUACUUCAUUGCCAAGAACAUCGGGUUUGAAAACACCGCUGGGGCAAUAAAACAUCAAGCGGUUGCGGUUAGAGUUCAAUCGGAUGAGUCGAUAUUUUUCAAUUGUAGAUUCGAUGGCUACCAAGACACGCUCUACACUCACUCCCACCGUCAGUUCUUCCGUGAUUGUACCAUUUCAGGCACCAUUGAUUUCCUUUUUGGAGAUGCAGCUGCUGUAUUCCAAAACUGUACUUUGUUGGUGAGGAAGCCACUUCCUAACCAAGCAUGCCCGAUCACAGCCCACGGUCGUAAAGACCCAAGGGAAGUUACCGGAUUUGUGUUCCAAGGAUGCACCAUUGCCGGUGAACCAGAUUACUUGGCUGUCAAGGAAACCAGCAAAGCCUAUCUUGGUAGGCCAUGGAAGGAAUAUUCAAGGACUAUCAUCAUGAACACUUUCAUCCCAGAUUUUGUUCAGCCACAAGGAUGGCAACCAUGGCUCGGGGAUUUCGGCCUCAAGACGUUAUUCUACUCUGAGGUCCAAAACACCGGACCAGGAUCCGCCCUUGCAAACCGGGUUACAUGGGCUGGAAUCAAGACACUGAGCGACGAAGAUAUCCUGAAGUUCACACCGGCGCAGUACAUCCAAGGUGAUACUUGGGUUCCAGGCAAAGGUGUUCCGUACACUCCAGGCCUUUUGGCUGGGAACCCGGCCGCUGCGACCACCACCCCGAGCGGCUCAGCUGCUCCAGGUUUCUCCACCUUCACGGAUACAAGUGGCUCUGACUCGAUUGCUCCAGCAGCUUCCCCGGAAAGUCCCAAAGAAGGACCUGUGGUGCUUCUCCUCCAUGGAUUCCCAGAUCUCUGGUACACGUGGCGUCACCAGAUUAGUGGGUUAUCAUCUCUAGGUUACCGCGCUGUAGCUCCAGACCUCCGAGGUUACGGAGACUCUGAUUCACCGGAGUCUUUCUCCGAGUACACGUGUCUUAACGUCGUUGGGGACCUCGUAGCUCUUCUGGACAGUGUUGCUGGAGAUCAAGAGAAGGUGUUUCUGGUCGGUCAUGAUUGGGGAGCCAUUAUUGGAUGGUUCCUCUGUUUGUUUCGACCUGAGAAGAUUAAGGGCUUUGUGUGUUUGAGUGUGCCGUAUAGAUCAAGAAACCCUAAAGUCAAGCCAGUUCAAGGGUUUAAGGCUGUGUUUGGAGAUGAUUACUACAUUUGUAGAUUUCAGGAACCGGGGAAGAUUGAAGCAGAGAUUGCGAGUGCAGAUGCAAGAAUAUUUCUGAGGAACCUCUUCACAGGGAGGUCACUCGGUCCGCCGAUUUUACCUAAGGAUAAUCCCUUUGGAGAAAACCCUAACCCUAAUAGCGAAAACAUUGAAUUGCCUGAAUGGUUUUCUAAGAAAGAUCUUGAUUUCUACGUCUCCAAAUUCGAGAAGACAGGAUUUACCGGUGGAUUGAACUACUACAGAGCCAUGGAUCUGAAUUGGGAGCUCACUGCACCAUGGACCGGAGCUAAGAUUCAAGUUCCAGUGAAGUUCAUGACCGGUGACUUCGACAUGGUUUACACCACACCAGGGAUGAAAGAGUACAUUCACGGUGGUGGGUUUUCAGCAGAUGUUCCAACUCUUCAAGAGAUAGUAGUGAUUGAAGAUGCUGGUCACUUCGUUAACCAAGAGAAACCUCAAGAGGUCACUGCUCACAUCAAUGACUUCUUCACCAAGCUUCAGGACAACAACAAAAGCUUUUAGUUAGAGUUCUUGUUUGGUUUUGUUAUGCUGUCUCUCAAAACAAGUUGGUUCUUGCAUGUGUUGUUUCGACAAGAUUAUGAAUAAGAUUUGGUAUUAUGAAGCUCAAUUGAAUAUAUGAACACACUGAAU
Arabidopsis arenosa is the source of this 3070-nucleotide messenger RNA. Lineage: Eukaryota; Viridiplantae; Streptophyta; Magnoliopsida; Brassicales; Brassicaceae. The record is from the annotation of a GenBank genome assembly.